AUGUACGGCAAAACCAUAUGCAUCAUCGUCUUCUUCGUCUUCCUCAUUGCUUCCUACUCAAUCUACAUGGGAACCGUCGAUCCACGACCUUACUUCUCUCAGCUCCAGUCUCAGCCCGGUAAAGCCUCUCCCUGCAGCUCCACCGGACGGCCUCUCCGCGUCUUCAUGUACGAUCUCCCUCGAAAGUUCAAUGUGGCGAUGAUGGAUCCUCACAGCUCAGACGUCGAGCCUCUCACCGGAAACAAUCUCCCUUCCUGGCCUCAGACUUCCGGGAUCAAACGACAGCACAGCGUUGAGUAUUGGCUCAUGGCUUCCUUCCUCCACGGCGGCAUCAGCGGCGGCGACGGCGAGGAUGAGAAAGAGAAAGAGGCGGUUAGGGUUUUUGAUCCGGAAUUGGCGGAUGCCUUCUACGUCCCUUUCUUCUCUUCGCUUAGCUUCAAUACCCACGGGAAGAACAUGACGGAUCCCGAUACGGAAGUCGAUCGGCAAUUACAGGUUGAGUUAAUGGAAUAUCUUGAGAACUCCAAGUAUUAUCAACGAUCAGGAGGAAGAGACCAUGUGAUUCCGAUAACACAUCCAAACGCAUUCAGAUUCCUCAGGCAGCAAGUGAACGCAUCGAUCCUCAUCGUUGUUGACUUUGGGCGUUACCCUAUAGAGAUGGCACGUCUCGGCAAAGACGUGGUUUCUCCAUACGUACACGUCGUUGAGUCCUUCGUAGAGGACGGUGUUGAUGAUUCUCAUGAUCCGUUCGAGUCUCGCACUACGCUUCUUUACUUCCGUGGGAACACAGUGAGGAAAGCCGAAGGUAAAAUCCGUCUCCGGCUGGAGAAGUUACUUUCCGGUAACUCUGAUGUUCACUAUGAGAAGAGUGUAGCCACAACACAUAACAUCGAAGUGUCUACGGAAGGGAUGAGAACGUCGAAAUUCUGUCUGCAUCCAGCAGGAGACACUCCGUCUUCAUGCAGGCUAUUCGAUGCAAUCGUCAGUCACUGCAUCCCCGUCAUCGUAAGCGACAAGAUCGAGCUUCCUUUCGAAGAUGAGAUAGACUACACAGAGUUCUCGCUCUUCUACUCUGUGAAAGACGCGCUUGAGCCGGGUUACAUUCUUGAUAACCUCCGGCAGUUUCCGAAGGAGAAAUGGAUGGAAAUGUGGGAGAAGCUGAAGAACGUGUCGCAUCACUUUGAGUUUCAGUAUCCUCCCAAGAGAGAAGACGCGGUGAAUAUGUUGUGGAGACAGGUGAAACAUAAGAUCCCUAAUGUGAAGCUCGCUGUACAUAGAAACAGGAGGUUAAAAAUCCCUGAUUGGUGGUGA
Messenger RNA from Microthlaspi erraticum, 1311 nucleotides. NCBI's taxonomy places the organism in Eukaryota, Viridiplantae, Streptophyta, Magnoliopsida, Brassicales, Brassicaceae. The record is from the annotation of a GenBank genome assembly.